Molecule: messenger RNA, 2115 nt
Organism: Penicillium canariense
Lineage: Eukaryota; Fungi; Ascomycota; Eurotiomycetes; Eurotiales; Aspergillaceae
Product: putative C6 transcription factor
Exons: 1
Coding region: 1-2115 (704 amino acids)
Biological process (GO): DNA-templated transcription; regulation of DNA-templated transcription
Molecular function (GO): DNA binding; DNA-binding transcription factor activity, RNA polymerase II-specific; zinc ion binding
Source: RefSeq, a predicted model, not a curated record
AUGUCCACGCCCAUGCCACGAUCCACGGACCCCCCGCACCGAAAUGUCAGGGCUGCCUCGCAGCAGGUCCCAAUCGCGCCCGCCCCAGCUGUGGCUCGCUUAGUCAACGCACCUAGUGGCGCUGCUACCGAGUUGACCACCACCAUGCCCUUCAACUGCCAGGCUUGCGUGCGGAAAAAGAUCAAGUGCGACCGAGGUGUACCGGUAUGCUCGAGCUGCCGCAAGUCAAAACUGCAGUGCGUUUACAAGGCCCCCGCGCCGCCGAGGCGGAAGCGGAGGCGGAGCCAGACUCAACAUGCGCUCGAGCGCAUCUUGCCUGAAAAUCCCGUUCCCGCGGCCUUGUCUGCAUCAGCUUCCUCCACCUACGACGCGGCGACUCCUGUGCUCCGCGCUCAAACUCCAUUGGCUGCGCCGGCUGCGCAACCGGCCAAGCCAGGCAAGCUGCUGUCUGGCGACGGCAAGUCUCGAUACGUGGACAACGUUCUUCUUCUGGACGACGAUGAAGGCAACUUGGAUGAGCUGUCCAGUUCUGAUCAAGGUGAGUCCUAUAGUGAUGACGGCGGGCCUGACGAAGGCACCCCCACCGGCCUACUUGGCCGUCUCGCAGCGCACGCAGUGGCUGGGGCGGUGUUUGGAGGCACGCAGAGCCUCACCGAACAACAUCCGACCCGCCAGGACGCGAUGAAGCUUUGGGACGCAUACGUGAACAAUGUCGAGCCUCUCUGCAAGGUCCUUCAUAUUCCCACCGUGGUAAAAAUGGUCGAAUCGGUCUCCCAGCAGCCUAGCACAGCUUCGAAAAGCGAAGAAUGUCUGCUUUUCGUCAUAUACUACUUUGCCGUCUUCUCCAUGUGCGACGCCGACUGUCUUCGAGAAUUUGCCGUGUCGAGGAACCGCUUGAUGUCCAAAUAUCGUAGUGCCGUCUGCCAGGCACUUGUUAACGCGUCGUGGCUCAGGACGACAGCGCUGCCGGUAUUGCAGGCGUAUAUACUCUUUCUCAUUGCAAUGCGAAGUGAAAUCGACCCCGAUACAUUUUGGAUUUUGACAGGCAUUGCGAUUCGUCUCGCCCAACGCAUGGGACUGCACCGGGAUGGUGAGAAACUCGGCCUGCCACCCUUUGAUAUUCAAAUGCGCCGGCGGCUCUUCUGGCAGCUUCUUCCGCUCGACGGCUACGCGGGCCAGGUUUCAGGCACUGGAAUCUCUAUAUCCCCGGAUAGCUGGGACACCCAACCCCCGCUGAAUAUUAACGACGACCAAAUCUUCCCCGGGAUGACGGAACAGCCACAGGAGCAAAGAAGGGCGACCGAAAUGAUAUUUUGCUUGGCUCGAAUCGAACUUUCCAACUUCUACACCCGCACUGGCGUCCAAAUGAAGCAUGGCGGUACGACAAUUCAGUUUAGGGACGCAGAGGAUGUGGAGAGGCUGAUUGAUGAGGUCGAAGGCCUCAUCGAGACCAAAUUCCUUCGGUACUGCGACAUCUUGAACCCCUUGCAUUUUUUGGCCACGGGCGUAGUACGGUCGGCCACUGACGCCAUCCGACUACGUACUCGAAUGCCGCCGUUGAUCAAGCAAACCAUUAAUGACACCCAACGAAAGGAGCUCUGCGCACUUGCGCAGACUAUCCUCGAUAGAAACAGCGCGAUUUACAGCAAUCUGAACUUGAAGAAGUUUCGGUGGCAGAUGCGGGCCUUUUUCCUGUGGGAUGCGCUUCUGUGUAUCCUGCUCAGCCUCGUUAAGGUGGGAUUCUACUCGCCGUCCGAGCUCAAUGCCACAUGGGGCAAAGUCGGUGAAGUCUACUCGAAUUACGAAGAAUUGGCGAAGGGUAAACAGUCCUUGCGUGUGUCUAUUGGUAGAGCCACGCUUAAGGCGUGGAUUGCGAAUCCGCCAAGUAACGCCCCUCGGGAGCCCGCUUUCAUAACCGCUCUGCGCGCUCAGGCUCAAGGGAAAGAGCAAAGGCGAGAGCAGAGCGUCAACGCCAAUGCAGAGGUUGACUCCGAGGCUGCAGAUCCCGGACCGGUGUUUGAUGAGCUCUUUGGCAACAUGGAUGGAGCAGAUAUGAAUCACAAUGGCGACUUUAGUUUAAGCUCUUUAGACUGGGCAUUUUGGGAUCAGUCGUGA